AGGAGGAGGAGGAGGAGGAGGAGGAGGAGGAGGAGAGAACGAUGAAGUGGAGGAAGAUGACGACGAGGACGUCGAAGAAGAAGAAGAGGAAGACGAAGAUGAGGAGGAGGAGGAAGAGGAGGAAGAGGAGGGAGAAGGUGUGGGAAUCGUGGUAGGCACGCCACGUAACGAGAGGUCUCAUUUUCAACACAUGCCGGUAGAGUCGAGGAACGUUCAUCGAUCCUGGAGUCUGACACAGUGCGCUUCCCAGAUAAGAGGGGUUGGGGGAGGGGGAGGAGGCGGAGGAGGAGGAGGAGGAGGAGGAGUGGGAGGUGGAGAUGUUACUCCUGUUAGAGGAGGCGAUGGUGCUGGAGGGGCUAGGGGGUCAAUGGUUGGAAGCAAGAGAGGUUUGCAAGAAUGUAUAAAGUCGUGGAUUGAAGAUGAGGAGGGAGGAGCAGAGGAGAAGAAGGAGAAGGAGGAGGAGGAGGAGGAGGAGAGACAACAGUCUAUUGUAGAAAGCCCUCGGUCACGGUUAAAGCUCUCAAGUCUGGCGCUGGAGGAGCCUCGAUCCGUCGAGUCGCGAGAUAUGGUCGCUGAUGUCACCCACAACGUCGCCGCCGUUGCCGAUGGUAGGUCGUUGGAGGCUCGGCCACGUGGCACACUAAGUGGUGUCGUCGUUUACGGCCAGCCGAUUGCUGGAAUGGACAAGGAAAAGAACAAUGUGGAGACGGAAAAGGCGCGAGCAGCAGAAGGAGGAGGAGGAGGAGGAGGAGGAGGAGGAGGACUGUCUCUUAUACACAUCUAGAUGUGUAUAAGAGACAGCUCUGUGUCUGAUAUGCGCUUCUUACAUCCCCCUCUGUUAGAAAUUACUGCUCCACCACUUUGGUCCCUUUGGUUUCUUUUAUUUUAUUUUAUUUUAGUUAUUAUCAUUUUUUCAACUGGUUUCGUUUUUGUUUUUUUGUUUUUAUGAAUGGACCAUGAUAAAAAGAACUGUGCUCUCCCUAUUGAGACCACCCUCCAAAAAAACGAAAGAGCUGGAACAAAGUGUAUAAUGAAGGGUAAAGUACCGA
Chara braunii is the source of this 1049-nucleotide messenger RNA. The record is from the annotation of a GenBank genome assembly. Lineage: Eukaryota; Viridiplantae; Streptophyta; Charophyceae; Charales; Characeae.